GCCCCCUCACGGACAUGGGCUUGUGGGCUAUGGGGACUUUCCAUAGUACGGCGACCCUGUCCCCAGAGAGUCUCCAUGAUUUGUAUGUGCCUUUGUGUGCAUGCACUUUCUCAAUAUUUUGCUCGUCCCACCUCGGCCACUCUGGCUGGGUGGGCUUCUGUUUUGUUACCGCUAAGCUCUAACCCUAACCCUAGCUUAUCAGUAUAA
Molecule: messenger RNA, 207 nt
Organism: Heterobasidion irregulare TC 32-1
Lineage: Eukaryota; Fungi; Basidiomycota; Agaricomycetes; Russulales; Bondarzewiaceae
Exons: 1
Source: RefSeq, a predicted model, not a curated record